CCCAGUGGAAAAAAAAGGAGGGGGAAACGCUAUAUAGAUGUUUGUUUAUACGCUUGCAAGAAUUGUUGUAUCACGAGCCGGCUCAUUUUGGAAAUGAUUGACAGAAUGGAAUGAUGAUGAGGCUUACAUGAAGUGUAUAAAACUGGGCUGGUUCUAUUUUCUUUUUCUUCUUUCUUCUCUUUUUAACACAUAUUUACAAUGAUCCCUAAAUUCUUGAAGCGUUUUGCUGGCAAAACAAACACACACCCUGAAUAUGAUGAUGAUUGCCUGGUGGAUUAUGAACCUAUUCAUGAGAAAAGAGCAUUAUCAAAAGAAGCAUUGGCAAAGCAACUUGAGAAGUGCAAACAGAAAAUAAACACAAUCAAGAGGCCUUAUCCUAUGGUAGAGAAUGAUGAACACUAUCAAUUGGAAUACACAGAAAAGGGCAAGAUUAAAAGACCUGUGUAUUAUGAUCCAUCUAAAGACACAGUUUAUCAUAUCCCAGUGACAAUUGAAGCCAUUCGAUCCAUUAUCUUGAAGCAGCAUUGUCAUAUCACUAAGCCAGAAGAAAUUGCUUGGUUUGAAGAUGGUCUAAAGUGGCUAUCAAUGCAACAAUACCAGAACAACAGUUCAAAUCAAUACAGAUACUUCAUUGAAGAAGAAAAACAUUACAGUGGCUGGGACGAAAAGAAACAAAUGGAAAUUGAAGACUUUGAAAGAGCUUGUGAAGCAUAUUUUGGCAUUCCUCUGGGUCUAUGUCAAGACAGUUGGGCGGCAGAGUUCUUAUUGACACAAGCAUCAAGAGGGAAAAUCUUAAGACGUGUUGCCUUAAAAUCAUCACUAAAAAAAGUUUCCUUUUCCUUGAAAAAGCUGUGGUGCUGUAGCAUAUAAAGAAAUGAAUGGGCUGGAAUUAACCAAAGCCACGUUGUAUAGUUGAUUAUCAUCUAAAUAAAGCAUAUUUACUUUUUUUUUCUUCUUUUUGGAAUACGCCCGCCCUGUUUAAUUUAUUUUUUUGCAUGCAGACAUUGUAUAUUUAGUGAGG
Messenger RNA from Gilbertella persicaria, 1021 nucleotides. RefSeq lists its product as uncharacterized. NCBI's taxonomy places the organism in Eukaryota, Fungi, Mucoromycota, Mucoromycetes, Mucorales, Choanephoraceae. The coding region runs from base 199 to 870 and encodes 223 amino acids. The record is from RefSeq and is a predicted model, not a curated record. The transcript has a single exon.